CUCUCUCUCUCUCUCCCCCCCCCCCUCUCUGUCUUCUCUGCAAGUAAGGAAAACAUCAUGCUUCUGAACCUGCAACAGAAACCCCCCUUCUUCUUCAUCUUGUUGAGCUUCACGAUCUGGUCAUGGUGGACCCUUGACGGCGUCGUUUCAGACCCUCAGACAAUUGCUGUGAGGCUAGGUUGCAGCCAAACCAAUGUCAGUGACGUAUCCAUCUUCCAAGACAACCUAAACGCAACGUAUCAGAACAUUAGAACGCAGAUCAGCAACCAAAGCAAACACUUCGCCACGGCGCAGGUAGUGAAGGGUAACAACCCUGCUUACGGCCUUUUUCAGUGCAGAAACUACCUCUCCAUCGCCGACUGUCUCUCUUGCUUCGACUCUGCCGCCGGUUUGCUACGACACAACUGCUCCGCCGCCGUCAACGGCGCCCACCUCAUAUACGACGGUUGCUUCCUCAGGUACGAGAGCACUACCUUCUUUGACCAGUCCACAGACGCAGGCAACAACAUUCAUUGUGGAAAUGAAACAAAAAAUUCCACAGAACUUGCUUCAACUGUGCAACAAACGCUGAAGAAUCUGGAAAUAGCAACACCAAGAAUUGCUGGUUACUUUGCAGCCACUAAAACGACAGUUCCUAACAGUAACGGUUCAACCAUUUAUGCCUUUGCUCAAUGUGUUGAGGCUCUCACUCAAAGUGGCUGCGACAAUUGCUUAAACAUUGCCUUAAGAAAUUUUCAGAUUUGUCUCCCCAACUCAAAUGCUAAGGCUUUUGAUUUUGGCUGUUUCAUGAGAUACUCCACCACUGCCUUCUUCGCUGACAAUCAAACCACUGAUAUCAAUCACAUCUUGAAACAAGGAGAUUCAAGCAAGAAGGGGGCCAUUAUUGGUGGUCUCGUGGGAGGAGUAUCUUUUAUUUUGAUUCUCUUUGCGUUGUUUGCUUUGUAUAGUCGAUCAAAGUCAUCGAAGAUGGUUCCUAAAGGUGACAUUUUGGGAUCAACUGAGUUAAAAGGUCCUGUUAACUUUAGGUAUAGAGAUCUAAAGUCAGCGACACAAAACUUCAGUGAAAAAAAUAAACUAGGAGAAGAAGCUUUUGGUGAUGUAUACAAGGGUACUUUAAAAAAUGGAAAAGUAGUUGCUAUCAAGAAAUUGGAUUUAGGCCAAUCCAGACAGAUGGAGAAAGAAUUUAAGAGUGAAGUAAAGUUGAUAAGUAACGUUCAUCAUCGAAAUAUUGUUCGACUUUUGGGAUGUUGCAACAAAGGCCAAGAGAGACUUCUUGUUUAUGAGCACAUGAAAAACAACGAUGUUGGACAAUUCCUUUUUGUGGUGCACAUAGGUGAAAAUAAAGACGCUCUCAGUUGGAUGCAACGUUAUGGGAUAAUUUUGGGCACUGCAAGGGGUUUGGCAUAUUUACAUGAAGAAUUUCAUGUUUGCAUCAUACAUAGAGAUAUAAAAACUAAUAACAUCUUCUUGGAUGAUGAUUUCCAACCUAAAAUUGCUAAUUUUGGAUUAGCGAGGCUUCUGACAAGAGAUCAAUCUCAUCUCAAUACAAAUUUUGCUGGAACAAUGGGAUAUGUAGCACCUGAAUAUGCAAUGCAUGGACAAUUAUCAGAAAAGGUAGAUAUUUAUAGUUAUGGUGUCAUAAUCCUAGAAAUCAUAAGUGGACAAAAAGUUAGUGCAUCAAAGGUUGAUGACAAGGGCGGAUACCUCCUUCAAAGAGCUUGGAAACUGUACGAGAGAGGAAUGCACAUAGAGUUUGUGGACAAAAACUUAGACCCAAAUGAGUAUGAUGCAGAAGAGAUUAAGAAGAUCAUAGAGAUUGGAUUGCUUUGCACACAAGCAUCACCCGCAGCAAGGCCAAAAAUGUCUGAAAUUGUUAGAAUGCUCAAGAGAAAGAGCUUAAUGGAGCACACACAACCCACUAUGCCUGUCUAUGUUGAUCCUAGUUCUUGGCCCAAGAGAGAAACCUCUGUGUCUCAUAGUUCGUCUUCAUCAAAUGCUACUGUCUCCGUUUCCAUUCUAUCAGGAAGGUGAUUGCGUUACAUUUGAUCGUAUCGUUAAGGGUCUCUUGAAGUUCGACCCUGGAGAAUAUACAAUAGUGAUUAUGAAAAAGAAAAUUGAUCAGUAAGUUUUCUCCUUUAUUGCAUCAUUACACAAGAUCUGAGUACAAUGAAACGUCAAUUUUACCGGGAGCAAAGUUUGCAGUGAAAUGAUAGCCUCUUGGCCUAUGGUGUAAAAUAAGUCAGUUGAAUAUGACAGCGUGAGUUAUGUAUAUGUACAUGAAUUGGAAAUCUUGUCUACAUUAAGUCUACAAAUCAUUCUUCAUGUUA
Prosopis cineraria is the source of this 2327-nucleotide messenger RNA. Its product is annotated as cysteine-rich receptor-like protein kinase 2. The record is from RefSeq and is a predicted model, not a curated record. Gene Ontology annotation, biological process: protein phosphorylation. The transcript is spliced from 8 exons. Gene Ontology annotation, molecular function: protein kinase activity; ATP binding. Bases 58 to 2031 code for a protein of 657 amino acids. Lineage: Eukaryota; Viridiplantae; Streptophyta; Magnoliopsida; Fabales; Fabaceae.